AUGUCUCUUAUGCCAGAAUAUGACCUCAGUUUUCGACAAAGCAUUCUUAAUGCUGAAGAGAAAGAGACUGCUCAUAGUGAGUUUGACUUUUCUGAUGUUCUGACCUUAGCAGAAGUGAAAAAGAUCCAGACAGAGAGUGGAUACUACAAAUUGGAGAUAGUUUAUCAAUGCUAUCUCAUGCAGAAGCUAGAACAUUUUGUUUCAAAACAUCCAGAAAUAGAAUUGAAAUUCUCUAUAUUGGAAAUUAAAGUCACAGAAAAAGAGGAUGACUGGGUGCAAAAUACAUCUAUUGCACAACUCUGUCAAUUUCUGGAGACACUUUUGCAGUCUAAUGUUGAUCGAAAGGAGGUGACAGGGAUUUUGACAACUUGUCACCAUAUCCAAUUUAUCAAAGCAGUAUGCAUUGAAGAUUUCACUAACAAUAGUGAUAUUCAUUUCUUCCAAUCAUCUGUUUUUCCACUCAAGGAAGCUGGAUCUCAUUACCUUACACACUUUUUAAUGGCAAACCCAGAACUUCUUGGUUUUUCACUUCCAACAAUCACAUAUAAAAAUAUCACAUUAGAAGCAACCAAGAUUCUUGGAAUUGGAGCAACUAGCACAGCUUAUUUACUCAACACCAACUAUGUCCUGAAAGUCUACAGACCAACUUAUAGCAAACAAGCACAUGUUAAAAGAGAUAUAUUGCAAUGUUUGGAAGCUGGUGGUAUUUAUCAUAUUCCUCACUUUAUGGAGUGUGAAAAGACAGUGAAGACAAAUGCUGAAUACAUUUUACUAAGUGGUGUUGGAUUGUCCAUAGAUGAGACAGAUAACAGUGUAAAUCAGCAAAUAUUUACAGAGUUGCUUGACAUUCUCAAACAGACACAUAACCUUGGGAUAGCUCAUCGAGAUAUUCAAACAACAUAUCAAGGGACCAUCAAGACUGCUUCAAAUAAUGUAUUGAAACAACUGGGAUAUGGCUGGGAAAAAUUUGCCUCCCAAAAAAUGCAAAAUCGAUUAUAUAACAUGGAUACUGAGGAAUUUGGAUUGAUCAAAGAGUUUUGGAAUAAUGAGUUAAAUACUCCACACUGGAUCAAAUGUUGUGAGGCAGCAGAUAAUGAAGAUUAUGAUAAAUUGAAGCUUCUUUUUAACUAUAUUUGA
Molecule: messenger RNA, 1137 nt
Organism: Funneliformis mosseae
Lineage: Eukaryota; Fungi; Glomeromycota; Glomeromycetes; Glomerales; Glomeraceae
Source: the annotation of a GenBank genome assembly